This is a messenger RNA of Lagopus muta (rock ptarmigan), 8336 nucleotides long. Its product is annotated as UDP-glucuronosyltransferase 1A1-like. Lineage: Eukaryota; Metazoa; Chordata; Aves; Galliformes; Phasianidae. The transcript has 6 exons. Gene Ontology annotation, molecular function: UDP-glycosyltransferase activity. The record is from RefSeq and is a predicted model, not a curated record. The coding region runs from base 6017 to 7615 and encodes 532 amino acids.
UGAAAAAUGGUUGUUCUAUGUUCCUGUCUGCUUGUGAACAAUUACUGUACAACAAAGAGCCAGUCAGAGCAUCUUUCAGUUCCAUCUGUUUGCAGCAAGUACCCUGUGGGAGCAGCUCCAUGCCCACCACCCUCUGGGGCACAGCCUUCUACUCCCCGCACCUGACCGUCCCCUGUCUGUCACUGUCAGCAGAGAGCACAGCUCUGCUCUACCCCUCCUCUCCCCGUGAGAAGCUGCAGCCCACCAAGGGGCCUCCCCUCAGCAUCUGGGUGGAACAAACCAAGGGACCUCAGCUGCUCCACGUUUCUCGCUUUUCAGACCCUUCCCCAUCUUCCUUGCCCUCCUGUGGAUGCUCUCCAGUAGUGGGGUUUUUUUUAAUCUAUUUCCCCUCCUCUCAUGCCAACAGGUCUAGUUUGUUGUGUAACAAAAAAGCAUGGCAUGUGCACCGGCCAUAAAGGAUAUUGGGUAUUCUGAAGUCCAACUCUUCAGGCUGUCGCAUGUCUCACAGGGAACUGUCAUCAAAAUUCUCCUUCAGUUGUGUGUGUGUAAGGGCUGCUGGUAUUCUUCUGAUGCUUGAUGUGUGUCUGAAGCACAGUCCUUCCCAAAUCCACCCCCACCUCCAAGCAUUUCAGGCUGCUUUUUCUUUGCCAAGAGGUGCCAGGAUUGUUUCAAUGAAGACAUCUGAAUAUCUCAGUAAGAAUUGAAGAAAGUCUUUCAGAUGCAAUUGGCUCUGGGUAACUCUUCAUUAGUCGUGUACUCUCUGCUAAAAGACAGCUUUGAAACUAGAGCAGGUUUCUCACGGCUUCUUCACUCAGGGCUGUUGAUGCGAUGUUCGCUGUUUCUAAGCAUCUUCUGCGUGAGAGUUUUGUUUGAGGAGAUCUUUGUUCACCCUCUGAUCCGUUUUGUCAUUGCAGAUUUUCUCUACAUCCCUGCCUCUUUCUUUUUAAGGAAGAUGCACAUAACAAAACUGAAGCAUUUUGAAGAGGGCUCACACUAGGCAGUCAGUCUAGAAAAGCAGAGAUGGAAUAAACUGUGGUUGAACUUUUACAGAGAGCUACGACAGAAUCUGUGACAGCGGUCUCGAAAUCCCAGAAAGAGUAGAGAAGGUGAAAGGGGAACUGAUAUGCGCUGUUUCUUCCACUACCUGACCGAUAACAAACACCCUAAUGAGGAAGCAGCAAGCUUAAACAAACAAAGGAGAGUAGUGUUUCGUACCACACACCAAAAACCUCACCAGGAUCAACACCAGCAGGAUGUUGGGGUUUUUUUGCACACAAAACCUAUAAAUGAACUUUAAAAGGAUGGUUAAUGAGAGAGACAUAGUGACUGCUGGAAUUGGUAGAAUUAUGAAUAGGUAUUCGCUGAUUCCUCCAAAUGGGGGUACUUACUGUGCUCUUGCCAGUGUACAGGCUUGACACUCAACUCUGUACUUCAGCAUUAUUUUCUCCAGGGAAAUAUCUCUUUUUUUCCUUCACCUUUGCAAGAGGCUGAACUUACUGUUCUGCCAGUGGACUUCAACCUCUGGACUCAAGUAAGCUUGAAUCUGUUGCAAGGUGUUUGUGUGUUGCUUACAAUCCAGUGGCACAACCUUUACACUGUUAUGCACGUGCUGUUAGCCUUAAGGUUUUAUCUGUUUCUGCUUGCUUGUUUGUUUGUUUGCUUAAUCUCUUCUAUGUUGCUUUACUGCAUUAUGUUAUUAGUGUUAGAUUGUUAGUUAUUAGUGUUUCCUGUGCAGGUAGAUACGUGUUUGGCAGAAAUGUCAGCAGGGCUGAAAGACCACGUAGAAUUGACCAUACCUCAAAUUUGCCAGUUCCCUGGGUGUCAGAAUUCUUCUUGCUGUCUAGAGAGUGACGUAUGAAGAUUCACUUUACACUUAACAUUCCAGCUAGAGAGCUUUGGUAAAUCUGCAGACUUUUGUCCUUCACCUUUUCCCUUUCUGUGAAAUCUGCUUGAUGAGAUCAGGUUGGUGAGGCCCCUCUUUGAAGCACAAACUGUAGACAGCCACUCUUCUAGGUUUAUCUUGAAAGUUUUCAUGUGCUUUUGCACGUUCUUCCUAUCUGCUGUGAAACAGACCCUCAGUCAUUCACUCACUUAUCCACUUAGUAUUCCCUGUCUGUCCACUGUGUUAGUUGCUACAGCUUCAGCCCAGUUUCUCCGGAGUGUUUAAGCACUUCAAUCCCACUCAAAUCAACCAGAUCUGGAUGUCUAAGCAAGUCCUCAGGGUGGAACUCCUCAACAUUAGAUCAAGUCAGCCAUGGUGUUAUACAGGCAGACUGUCUACACCUCAGGGGUAAAAAGCACUGAAACAUCUUCCAAAUCUCAGUAGAAUUAUAGAAUUGCUUGAGUUGGAAGGGAUCCUUACAGGUCGUUUAGUCCAACCCCCCUGCUGAAUCUCUCCAACUGCCAUUUGCAGCCAUUACUUGACCUUAUGCCAUGAGUGCUAUCAAGAAAAGUUUGACUCCACCAUAACUGUUGAUCCGUCUAAAGCAGUUGCAGGCUACUGCAGAGUGUGACAGAGAACAGGACUUCCAAGAUCGUGAUUUUAUGCUGUUGUUUUGUUUUGUUUUGUUUUUCUCCUCAAAAGUCUUAGCACAGCACCUGCAGAAGCAGCUCAAAAGCUUUGUCCUCCCUUUCUUCUAGUAAUCAGAGGACAGAAGUGGAAAAUUCCCACUGUCUCAUACCACAGCUAGGUCUUCUUAACUUUGUUUGAAAGUAGCUAUUUUCAAGAAAUCUCAAAACAUUUUGGCCCAAACCUCCAAUUUUCUAACUCUAACGUGCCCCCUUGAUCAAGGACUGCCUUUUCUGAUGCAUCGUUUCUUUCACAAAGAAGUUUGUCCUGAGCCGCUCUCUUAUGAACUCCUAUGAUCCCUCGUAAACAAGGACAGCUUAUUCUGCUUUGUCGUGGCUGAUGUAAAAAAGCUUUGGUUAAUAUGUUGCUCAAACUUUGGUGACACCACGGCUAGGCUUGCGGGCUCCUGUUUACUGCUGCCAGCUUGGUAUGUGAACUCUGGACGCUUUUCCUAGCAAAAGCGGAGGGAGGAGGCAAAGCUGAAACAUUUUAUAGAGCUAAAGAUUACAGAUCAAGUUACAAAAUGAGAUACAACUGCUUUUUGCUUUCAUGUACUGUUUGGUAGAAAUGAGAAGUUCUCUUCUCCUGCCAGCAGCCCCAUGCACUUAAGUGGAAAGACCAGAUACACGCUGAGCUUGUUCGCUUCAUUGGUGAAAUACGUUUUCUUGACCCGACCCUUUGAGAAAUAGCUAUGUUUUCACUCAGUCAUGUAUCAGAACUGACCAAUGUGUUCUCAUUUGCUUGUCAGUACCUCUUACGCAAUGAAAAGUUAAUGAACUAUCUUCAGGAUUACAAAUUUGAUGCCGUCAUGAUGAAUCCCCUGUUUCCCUGUGGACCAGUCGUUGCUAAAUUUCUCUAUUCAGUUUAUUUCAUGUGUGGUCUUCAGUGUAGCUUAGACUACAAAGCCACCCUUCAUCCCAGUCCUUCCAUGCUCAGGACUUACAGAUGUACUUAGCCUUCUGCACUAGAAUCACCUCAAGGAUUUCUGCCUGGAAAAGCUUCAAUGAAGAUGUCUAAACUGCACAGUUGUGUCGGGAUAGCUUAGCUUGGCCUAACCACGUCACCAAAAAAUUACACACUCGUGGCACACAUGCUGUAUUUAGAUAAAUGACAGAGUAGUUGUAUGUCAGAAGAUUAAAUACCCACAAUAGUUGUGGAAUACUGAUUAGUUGCAGGAGACCUGGAUGGACAAAGGAUGCAAAGGACAGAAACUAUCUCCGUGUAUAAAGCCCAACGCUCAUGGUGUGCCACAGAGAAUGAUUUUGUGGAUGAGUACCCCAGCACUCGGUAGUGUAUGCAAUCAAACACAAUAAAGAGAGCUGCUUUGACUCUGAAUUUCUGUAAGAAGCAGUGUAGGAUGGCACAUGAGAGGAUGAUUUGAAAAAGAUGACUUUACGUUUCUAGCUAUCUACUCUUCCUCCGUAACUUAUUCAAAUCUCCCUAGUGAGCCUUGAGAUAGUAAACUUUGUAAAAAGUGCAGAUGUGGUCAUUUAUUCACUGUUUCACACCACUGUGGUGUUGCAACAGCAGAAGUUAUUGCUAUAUUUGCAUUGCAUUUUCUACUGUAGACCAAAGGCUUUCACUUUGAUAACUGCUGCCGUAUAGAAACAAAUCUGAAGAUAAGCCUUAUCAACCUGCUGCCUAUCAAUCUUUACUUUUUGCUUAUAGUGGUACAAAAUUAUGCAAAGCUCAGAUUUCUGUGACAAGUGUUGUACCAACAAGCUGAACAGAUGUGAAGGCAGGGAGCUCAGCAUUCACAUGAUGUUAACCGCUGGGCACUGACAGUGGCUGCUGGCUCAGGCACUGCCUCCAUUCAUGGCUUUGUUCAGUGUUUCACGUAAGCACAUUGCCCACUGCUGUCCCUCGAGCGCUUGAAUGCUUCAAUGUUGACACCAACGCUCAACUAUAUCUCAUUUGUCCAAAGCCUUCUCUGUGUGUGCAAAUCAUAAAUUCAACCUUCACUUAAAGUUAAAGAUUACCCAUAUUUCUGCUUACGGACCAUUAGGAAUUAACCAUUUACCUUAGCAAAGAUGGAAGAGCAAAGUACAAGUCAUUCUUUCUUGCUUUCGGGAUCUCUGCAUCCACAUAAAGUCUUGCGGACAUUCUACAGAAGGGAAAUGGCCUCUUUGCAUCCAGGAUUUCAUUUUCUUGCCUCCUGGGCUGUGAUUUUCCUACUCCUGAGGACCUCUUCUGAAGGUGGGAAGCUUUUGGUUAUCCCUAUUGAUGGCAGUCACUGGCUCAGCAUGCGCCAGGUUGUGGAGCGGCUCCGACACAGAGGACACGAAAUUGUGGUCAUUGCUCCAGAGAUAAGUUUGCGAAUAGGUGCGUCGAUGCAUUAUACCAUGAAAACAUACCCCGUGUCCUACACCAGGGAGUUGGUGGAGGCAGAAUUUAAAAAGCUUGGCUAUAAGAGUUUCCUACCUCAACCUUUCUUGGAAAAAUUCUCAAAGAUAGCAAAUAUUACAGCAAUGUUUCAUGAUUCCUGCAAGAGGCUUCUUUCCAACAAAGAGCUGAUGAAAUACCUUGAAGAAAGCAUGUUUGACGGUGUCUUUAUGGAUCCUUUUUUUCCCUGUGGACAGAUAGUGGCUGAACAUCUCUCCAUACCUUCUAUGUACCUCGUACGGGGACUGCCGUGCAGCCUGGACUUCCAUGCUACCCUCUGCCCAAAUCCUCCCUCUUACAUUCCCAGGUUCUUCACACAGUACACGGAUCGCAUGGGGUUCUUCCAGCGCCUCGGCAAUCUCCUAGUUAGCCUGAGCAGUACCAUUCAAUAAUUUCAUAAUACUGUAACACUACGGUAACGUCUUCAAUCAGAUGAGGGGAGAGGAGGGUAAGGUAAGUCCUCUCUCUCUGUUGUGCUGCACUGGAAGUACCUCAUUGUGUGCAUGACGAUGCAUCCUGCAAACAAACCUGGGAUGGUGCCUCAGUCAUCACCAGCCUCCCCAUUCCAGACAGACUCUUGAACAUCUCUUUCACAUCCAGUGUUGGCCCAUAGGCCUUCUAGAGAUGAAUGUUCAGAGAAGAGGCCAUGCCCAGAGGAAAGAGAGCAGCUGCUGCUAGGCGCAGUGGUGAUGUGGGCAUCACCCAGAUCUGCUGUGGAUGCAAAAUUUUCACCCUGAGGGAGGCUAUUAGAAGCACAGAGCCACACACAGCCACUCCUGUCUCCCUUUAGAGUCACAUGCCUCUCUUCCUCCAAAGAAAAACAGAUACGGUAUAGCUGGUGGGAGCAGUGGCACCACCCACCCAUGGACUUGGUUGAAGUCUAUUGCUGGCUAUCCAGCCUUUAAUCAAACCAAUGAUUAAACAUUUACCACACAGCAGUCACGUUACUGAAGGAUCACCAUCUACGGCAUAGAGCAGACAGCUCAAAGAGCACAGGGCUGUUGCUGUUGCUUCAGAGCUGCCCGGAGUUUUCUUGCAGUGCAGCUCUGCCACAUUUCUGCAGGAAUGGCCCUGCUGCUUCCUUCUCAUCCACAAGUCUCAGUGUCGCUGCUUCUGCUGCUGUCCGUGCUCAGCUUGGCUGCAGGUGGGAAGCUGCUGGUGGUGUUUGUGGAUGGCAGUCCCUUUUUCAGCGUGCUGGAAAUGUUAGAAAUUCUGAAGCAGAAAGGACAUGAAGUGGUCGUUGUUGCACCUGAAGCCAAUAUAAAUGUAAAGCCAUCAGGGAAUGUUACUGUGAAAACCUACCCAGUUACCUUCCCACAGGAAGAGAUGGAUGACAAUUUCCACAGAUUUAUAACAAAUUCAUUUGAAGAAGGAUCAUUUCUGGAAAGAUUUUUUAGAUUACGUGAAAAUGUGAAAAAAGGUUUUGAUUUAGGUUUCCUAUCCUGUGAACAGUUACUGCACAACGCAGAACUUAUCAGAUAUCUCAAGGAGAGCAACUUUGAUGCUCUCUUAACGGACCCUGUGUUCCUUUGUGGAGCAAUACUGGCCGAGCAUCUUUCCAUCCCUUCUGUGUAUUUCAUGAUAGGAAUACCAUGUGGAUUAGAUUUUGAGGCCACUCAGUGUCCCAGUCCCCCUUCAUAUGUUCCCAGGCUAUUUUCAGACCUUACAGAUCACAUGAACUUCCUCCAGCGUGUGAAGAAUGUCAUCUUUGACACCUCCAAUCUUUUUCUUUGUGACUUUCUUUUUAAACCAUAUGAAAAACUGGCUUCUGAGUUCCUUCAGCAAGAUGUGACUGCACGUGAUCUCUUAGGCAAGGCUUCCGUAUGGCUUCUGAGGUAUGACUUUGUGCUAGAAUAUCCAAGACCAUUGAUGCCCAACAUGAUUGCAGUUGGAGGAAUAAACUGUGCUCACAAGCAGCUCUCCCAGGAAUUCGAAGCCAUUGUAAAUGCUUCUGGGGAACACGGUAUUGUUGUCUUCUCGCUGGGCUCCAUGGUCUCCGAGAUCCCCAUGAAGAAAGCCAUGGAAAUUGCAGAUGCCUUGGGAUCAGUCCCUCAAACGGUUCUGUGGCGAUACACAGGAGAGGCACCCCCCAACCUGCCAAAGAACGUGAAGCUUGUCAAGUGGCUGCCACAGAAUGACCUCCUAGCUCACCCUAAGACUCGUGCCUUCAUUACCCAUGGAGGCUCACACGGUAUUUAUGAGGGCAUAUGCAAUGCAGUGCCAAUGGUGUUAAUGCCUUUAUUUGGAGACCAGAUGGACAAUGCGAAACGAGUGGAGUCACGGGGAGCAGGAUUGACACUGAAUAUACUAGAAAUGACUUCGAAAGACAUAUCCGAUGCCCUGAAAGCAGUUAUCAAUGAUAAAAAGUACAAAGAGAACAUCCAGCGUCUCUCAGAGCUUCACCUUGACAGGCCCAUCCACCCUCUGGACCUGGCUGUGCACUGGGUAGAGUUUGUCAUGAAACACAAAGGGGCCCCACACCUGCGCCCUGCUGCCCAUGACCUGAACUGGAUCCAGUAUCACUCUCUGGACGUCUUUGCCUUCCUCCUGGCUGUGGUCCUCCUCAUCCUCUUCAUUUCUGUGAAGUGCUGCAUGUUCUGCUGCCGCAGGUGCUGCUUUAAGAAGGGGAGAAAAAGCAAAUCAGGGAAAUCAAAGACCCACUAGCAGAUGAAAACACUGAUGGGAGGCGAGACCUCUGCUCCAGACCUCAAGGAUCAGAAAACACCUUAAAUUUCACUAAAAUAAUUACUAGCUUUCAAUCAAGAAAUAAUUUAAUUCCCUUAGACUAACACCAAGUGUUGUUUCAUUGAUAUUUUUUGUCUUUAAUUAAGAAUUAGUUGUUAAAAUAAUUUGUACAGUAGUGCUUCAGUCACUUGGGAAGAUAUCAGUGCGAAGUCCAAGGUGCCUGGCUUCCACUUCUUGAUGUACAGAGGCCUCGUGGUCGCAUUUUUUUUUAACCUCCUUAUGUAAUGGAGAAAUAUGGGCUUUCAUGUGCCUUUGCUCUGAGGGCUCUGUGAGCACCAUUUGCUCUACCGUGUAAGAUGGAACCGCUUUGAAAUCUUUGUACAGCUGUUGCUAUAGAAGAGGCAAAUGUUAUAAUCUGACAUUGUAUGUCACAUAAGCCAAGCUAGCUGCACAUCUUACGUAGGCUUUGUGUGUGUUUACAAUACCUGGGCUCGAGCCACACUUCAGCAUGGAAGUGGUUGUAAAGCCACUGGUGUUUCACCAAGUUUCCCAUCGGGCAGAGAUCCGUCUCUGGAGCUCGCCAGUUGGGCAGUGUGACCUUUGGAAGCAGUUUUUAAAAACUAUCUGAUUGAUGCUCUGUAAAUGAUGUUAAGGGAAAAACCCAACCCUCAGUCCUUCAAAUAAAUCCCCAAUACAGUAA